Messenger RNA from Dicentrarchus labrax (European seabass), 3564 nucleotides. It is a transcript of the gene umad1, whose product is annotated as UBAP1-MVB12-associated (UMA) domain containing 1. Bases 219 to 749 code for a protein of 176 amino acids. Lineage: Eukaryota; Metazoa; Chordata; Actinopteri; Moronidae. The record is from RefSeq and is a predicted model, not a curated record. The transcript has 4 exons.
AGAACUGUGGGUGGCAUUUAUAGUUUCUACACGAGCACGGGCGAUACGGAGGCUACUGACGUCAGCAUCAUAACUUAACAAUAUAGCAGGGAAAGUACCGACGGGAAAUAAUAAGGUUAUAUCCUGUAAGUCAAUACCGUAGCAAUAUUUAGCAGAGUCGCAGUAAGCUGAAGGUAACCGAAUGGAGCCGAACUAAGUGAACCCGUAUUCUGAACUUCAUGACAAGGCACACCGACAGUAAGACCGUCUUUAUUAACCGGGGAGAGCCACAGCUUGGGUUUGUGUUAAAACAAGCCGUUUGGAUAAUCAUGUUCAGUUUUCUUGGACUCCGUAAAGACUCGAAGAAGUCAACAUCCGAGAAGGAAGUAGAUGGAGGCUUUGUUGUGAUUGGAGAGACAGCUGAAGAACAGAGGAGGAAGAUGCAGACCAUGAACAUCGCACAGCUGUCAACAAAUGUCAUAGUGCUGCCAUCAAAGCCAUUUUGUACAGUUCCAGCUCAACCCGACACAAAGCACCCUACAGCUCUACCUACUACAUCGCCGUUAGCAGGGACCUUAGUGGUGGAAGCUGCACCGAAUGUCCCGGAUCUUCUGGGGGAUGUCCCCUUCACCCUGGCUCCUCAUGUUCUGGCCAUGCAGGCGGGGUUCCCCCUAAUCCCUGACAUGCUGCUGUCCCGGGACUUAAACUACAACCUGGCUAGUUUUCAGUACGACUUCACUUUAGAGAACUCUGUGCUUCAGAAUGCCUAGUCUGUUUAAAUUUGUUAUCAGGAGUUCACACUGUAGGGAGCUUGGCAGAUUGUUGGUUAUGUGAGAGGUUUCAGGCCUACAAUAUAGUUCACAAGCAAGAUUAUGUAGCAUUAUGAGCAAGUGAAAGUCCACUAAAAUGACAUAAAACAUCAAAUAAGUUGUAGAAUUGACAAGCAUCAAAUUUAUGAACUCCUUAUCCAUUUUCUACUUUCAAUGUAGAGGCGUUGAAAUUAAAUGACAUAACGUUGGGCCACCAGGGCCAUCUCACUGACUGUACAAAUGAUGAUGUUGAAAAGCUUUAUGGAACUUAAUGGACUCCUGUUGAGUUGCUCUCAACGUGAGCACAGUUAUUACAGAUAUGGGCCUGGUUGUGAUUGAUUAAGACAUCAUGACUGUGAAGUCCUUAGGCACACUGCAGAUACAGUGAUGCACAGUGCGUUAUAUGGAUGUUGUGAAUUACAGUUUAUUAAAACUUGGGUUUCUGUCAGUUCUGAUAACUUUGCAAGACAUUUGCUGAGAUAUGGGAACAUUGCUGUAAAAAAGUCCAGAGGCGUGAAGUCAAAAAUGAUCAUUUGAUUACUUGAAUUCUGCUACUAGCACCGAACCUAAAAGGUUCAGAUUAAAUAUGUGUUAGGUUGUUUUGAAACAGGGCUCGACAAUUUGGACUGCCCCCUUGCCUGGGACAAGUAAAAAAUGCCAUGUUGAGCUAGUUAGAACUGCAGUAGGUAACUUUUAUAAAAAAAAAAAAAAAAAAACUUUUUGUCAUAUUUGCUGAAACUUUCACUUUAUCCUAACAGUAGUACAUGAGACAGAUAGUCUGUAAAACAAAAUCUGGUUCCUCUGGCUCUUCCCCGUGCACCUAAUGGCAUUUGCAAGAAUCCACUGAGCCUGAACAAAAACAACCAAUCAAAAAAUAUUUUCAUAAAAUUACCUACUGCAGCUUUAAAUCAUUUUUGUUUAUUUCUGUUCCUGUUUUGUGGUUCACACUAAUGCACCUUAAUGCUGGUUGCCAGCGUUACAGUUGAGUGUAAUUAAUUUGCCAAAAAAUAGACAUAACACGCAAUAAAAAAAUUAAUUUGACUGAUAGUAUUAUUAUUUUUUAUUCUAAUUUUAAUAAUAUUGUUAUCAUGAAUAAUUGUGCAGUUAAAGUCUGAUAUGGCGAUAGCCCUAAACUGAAGUUGAUAUAUUACUGUAUAGGAUUCCAUAGUCCUUGUGCUGUGAACUGUCUAUUGUUUGGAAUAGGUCUUUUGAAGGAGAUUUUUUUUUUUUCAGCCCAUUUGAGGAUGUGGCACCAAAAGAUGAAGCAUUAACUUUGAACAAAGCUUAGUACUUGGAAAGGAAAUGCCCUACCUCCCAUUGAGUUAAACCCAAGUCUUAAGUAGAAUCACCUAUUAAUGUACAAACCGCAGAAUGUUAAAAUUGUUUGAAUGAUGAAGUAAAAAUGUACGGUAAGACUAUUUUUACUAUCUACAACUCAUGUAAUAAUUGGAUAUGAUGUGAUUUAUAUAUUGGACAUAAUAUUUAGCAAAAACACUCUCUCCCAUAUUUGACUAUUUUAAAACUGUUAUUCCCCACCGAUAAUCACUAGGCUAGAUUUGUGUUCCCUGAAUGUGGCCUUUUUGAUAUUUUCCUGCCACCAUUAAUUUAUUGUAAAAUGUAUUCUGUCUUUGCUUUCUUGUGUUUAUGGGAUACCUUUUUCCUUAGAAUGUAUUCAAAUAUACAUGCCAUUAGUGAUGACUUUGCCAAGUUUAAGUAUGUGUACUUUUUACUUCUCAAGACAUUUUUUCAAGCCAUGACAGCAUGUCCUGUACUGUAGUGUACCGAUAAAGAGAUUAGAAGAAGAACAUAUAUUUUAUUAGAGAUUAAAGCUGCAGUAGGUAACUUUUAUAAAAAUAUAUUUUUUCCAUUACUACAGAAAUCUUCACUGUGUCCUGACAGUAGUGCUACAUGAGACAGAUAAUCUGUGAAAAAAUCUGUUUUCUGUAGCUCAUUCUAGUGCUCCUAAUGGCAUUUGCAAGAAUCUACUGGGCAUGGACAAAAGCAGCCAAUCAGAGCUUAGAGAGUUGGAAAGUGCUUUGGGUUGGAAGUUUAAAGAUUGUUGAUUGUUGAGUCUCAAUCCCAGGGUCCCAAAGUGUCUGUAUUUGAUGACCUGGGAAUGAGACUCAACAAUCAUCCAUCUUUCUGGCCUCUGAUUGGUUGUUUUCAUUUAGGCCCAGUGGAUUCUUGCAGGUGUUAUAGGAGCACUAGGAGGAGCCACUGGAUUGUUUCACAGAUUAUCUGUCUCAUGUACUACUGUCAGGAUAUGGUGAAAGUUUCAGCAAAUAUGACAAAAAGUUAUUUUUAUAAAAAAAAUGUCCUAUUGCAGCUUUAAUUUGUAUGAGCACUUAAAUUAAGGCAGGAGUGUGACUUCAUUCUCUGCUCAGGACACCAUGACUCCACUAUAUCUUUAAAUAGCUAAUAGUUGUUUGCUGCUAUUUUAAUGUUUUAAAUCUUGUGUAUAUAUAUCUUACCUUUAAGAGUGCAAUAUGCUGAAUUUACGAGAGCUGUGAUAGUGAAGGUCAUUCCAGCUCCUCAAUGUUUUUUACUAACACACACAUCAGUCUAAUCAAGAACAGUCAAAUGACAGGUUUGAAUUAUGUUCUAAACAGAUUACAUGAAGUUGGCUGAAUUGAUAUCACUACCAGGGUAAUUUUCCUUUGAGUUAUUUUGUAAAUAGAAGCUUUUAAUAUAUUGAUAGCAUUUUGACUGAGAAGAGAAAAUAUGUAUGCAUAGAGUCAUGAAUCUACCCAGAAAUGUAUUAAACACUGUAUAUGUA